Messenger RNA from Peromyscus eremicus (cactus mouse), 1203 nucleotides. It is a transcript of the gene Klf13, whose product is annotated as KLF transcription factor 13. The record is from RefSeq and is a predicted model, not a curated record. Gene Ontology annotation, molecular function: RNA polymerase II cis-regulatory region sequence-specific DNA binding; DNA-binding transcription factor activity, RNA polymerase II-specific. Lineage: Eukaryota; Metazoa; Chordata; Mammalia; Rodentia; Cricetidae. Gene Ontology annotation, biological process: regulation of transcription by RNA polymerase II.
CGGAUGCGCCGCUGAACGACUCCUGCGAGAGCACCGCGCGCCCGAGCCCGCAGCAUGGCAGCCGCCGCCUAUGUGGAUCACUUUGCCGCCGAGUGCCUCGUGUCUAUGUCCAGCCGCGCAGUCGUGCACGAGCCGCGGGAAGGGACUGAGCCCCGGCCCGAGGGCGCGGCCGCCGCCGCCCCCACACUGCCCCGUGUUGACGAACGCCGCGACGGCAAGGACAGCGCCUCGCUUUUCGUGGUGGCGCGGAUCCUAGCGGACCUCAACCAGCAGGCGCCCGCGCCCGCCCCCGCGGAACGCAGAGAAGGGGCCGCUGCGCGCAAGGCGAGGACCCCCUGCCGCCUGCCGCCCGCGCCCCCUGCACCGCCGCCCGCCCCAGAACCCGCCUCCCCGGGACAAGCAGGCGCGCCGGCCGCGCCCCCCAGCCCCGCGUGGAGCGAGCCCGAGGCGGCACUGGAGCCGGAGCCGGGCCCCGCGGGGAGCGGCGAGCCCGGCCUCAGACAAAGGGGUCGGCGGGGCCGGAGUCGCGCCGACCUCGAGUCCCCGCAGAGGAAGCACAAGUGCCACUACGCGGGCUGCGAGAAAGUUUACGAAUCUUCGCACCUCAAGGCGCACCUGAGAACUCACACAGGUCAGUGGGGGCGGCCCGGAACGCCGCGAACGAGCGGACUAGGGACUGCUCGGGGGGGCCGGCCACGCCCCCAGAGCUCCCGGCCCAGCGCUAGAGGGGCUGGGGGGGGGGGCGGGGAGCCGGGAGCUGUGGGCGAUCGCGGCCGCGCCCCCUGCCCUGGCGCUCCGGCCUCGCGUGACGCUGGCCGGGGCGCUUGGAGCCGGCGCCCUCUCGGCGACCGCGCCCCCAUCGGGCACGCCCCCUCCGGGUUCUUGGGGCGGGGCCGCGGGGUAGAUGUCGUCAUCCGGGCUGCGGGCGGCGCGGGCAGGGUGCGCUCGAGCGGCGGCGCUGGCCGACGCGGGGGGCGUCCCAGUCCUGGCUCCCACCCGCGGCUCUUUGUAGGAGCCCCAGCCCAUCCGGCCGGCGCGGGGGCGCGCCCGGCCGCAGGGGGCUGCUCCGCUUUCUCUAGGAAGGCGCGCUCUGUUCCCUGCCCUUUCUGGCCCAAACUUUCUCACCUGCUCCUGGGCUGGGUGCGGGUAGGUGGCACCUGUACCAGGACGGCCCGCCUGAGCCUGCAACCUGGGGUGGCGUAG